Messenger RNA from Osmerus eperlanus (European smelt), 3420 nucleotides. Its product is annotated as glutamate receptor ionotropic, NMDA 1-like. The transcript has 20 exons. Bases 459 to 3164 code for a protein of 901 amino acids. The record is from RefSeq and is a predicted model, not a curated record. Lineage: Eukaryota; Metazoa; Chordata; Actinopteri; Osmeriformes; Osmeridae. Gene Ontology annotation, cellular component: plasma membrane; synapse; NMDA selective glutamate receptor complex. Gene Ontology annotation, molecular function: NMDA glutamate receptor activity. Gene Ontology annotation, biological process: ionotropic glutamate receptor signaling pathway; chemical synaptic transmission; monoatomic ion transport.
GGACCAAGGACAGCCGCUCGCGCUGUGCAUCAGGUCAUUGGACCUUCGGCAGACCAGAAUAUAAGUCGGAUUCGUGACUAUAGGAUUUAAGCAGACAUGCAAGACCAAGAGGAAUAAAGCAAUGCAAGAUUGGAGACAACGAAUUAAUCUAUUAAUAAUUCAUAAUUGAGUCAUUUUGCAAUGAUCUAAUAAUAUCAACAGGGUACCAUCAUCCAAACCGUUGCUCUCUUUUUAAAUCUUUUUUUUUUUUUGUGGUGCAGGUGAUGAAGAAAGGUCAUUUUGAAAGCGACAACAGCCUGAUGCACAUUCAUCAAUAGACUUUAUUCAUAACUGCAAUACGCUGGUAUCACUCGCAGGUUGUGGAGUACGUGGAGUCCUACGCUAUGUAAACGAGAUGUGUCUACGACACACAACUGAUCAACAGUAGGUUAACUAUUCAGUUUGGGACCAGUACAACCAUGCGUUUUUUAUUUCUCCUUGGCAUUUUCAUCUCCUGCUCCUGCGCCCGCGGCGGUUGUGAGCCGAAGAUUGUCAACAUCGGAGCGGUUCUGAGCCAGAAAAGGUUCGAACAAGGGUUCAAAGAGGCAGUCGCCCAGGCCAACACACUGUAUGGGAAGGAUAAGUUCAAGCUGAACGCCAUCUCUGUUACUCACAAACCCAACGCCAUUCAGAUGGCCCUCUCAGUCUGCGAGGACCUCAUCUCAAACCAGGUGUAUGCUAUCCUAGUGAGCCAUCCGCCCCAGUCCAACGACCAUCUGACCCCAACGCCAGUCUCCUACACCGCCGGCUUCUACCGCAUCCCCGUGGUCGGGCUCACCACGCGCAUGUCCAUCUACUCUGACAAAAGCAUCCACCUGUCCUUCCUACGCACAGUCCCGCCCUACUCCCACCAGGCCCAGGUGUGGUUCGACAUGAUGCGCGAGUUCCGCUGGAACCACAUCAUCCUCAUCGUGAGCGACGACCACGAGGGGCGGGCCGCCCAGAAAAAGCUGGAGACGCUCCUGGAAGAGAGAGAGACCAAGACUAAAAACAGGAACUAUGAAAACCUCGACCAACUGUCCUAUGACAACAAGCGAGGACCUAAGGCAGAGAAAGUUCUCCUGUUCAGCCCAGAGACCAACCUGACAUCUCUGCUGCUGGAGGCCAGGGACCUGGAGGCGCGGGUCAUCAUCCUCUCUGCCAGCGAGGACGAGGCCGCAGCCGUGUACAAGGCCGCGAGGCAGCUGAACAUGACAGGCUCUGGUUACGUGUGGCUGGUCGGAGAGAGGGAGAUGUCUGGUAAAGCUCUGAGCGAGGCCCCAGAUGGCCUGCUGGGGCUCCAGCUGAUCAACGGGAAGAACGAGUCGGCUCACAUCACGGACGCCGUGGCGGUCGUGGCGCAGUCCCUCCAGGAGCUGUUUGAGAAGGAGAACAUCACGGAGCCGCCGCGAGGCUGCGUGGGCAACACCAACAUCUGGAGGACCGGCCCACUCUUCAAACGAGUGCUGAUGUCGGCAAAGUAUCCAGACGGCCUGACAGGAAGGAUCGAGUUCAACGACGACGGAGAUCGUCGCUUUGCCACUUACAGCAUCCUCAACUACCACAAGACUCGCAUGGUGCAAGUGGGCGUGUUCAACGGAACGCAGGUGGUGAUGAACAACCAAAGGAAGAUAAUCUGGCCUGGGGGAGAGACCGAGAAGCCCAGAGGAUACCAGAUGUCCACCAGGCUGAAGAUCGUGACCAUCCACCAGGAGCCGUUUGUGUACGUCCAGGCCACCAAGCCUGACGGAACCUGCAAGGAGGAGAAGGCCGUCAACGGAGUCACCAUGAAUAAAGUCAUGUGUAACGGGCCCAAUGGAACCAUCCCAGGCCAGCCUAUCGUUCCACAGUGUUGCUACGGUUUCUGCAUUGAUCUGCUGAUCAGGCUGGCCAAUACCAUGAACUUCACCUACGAGGUUCACCUGGUGGCUGAUGGGAAGUUUGGGACCCAGGAACGUGUCAACAACAGCAACAAGAAGGAGUGGAACGGGAUGAUGGGGGAGCUGCUAGGAGGCCUGGCCGACAUGAUCGUGGCUCCUCUCACCAUCAACAACGAGCGCGCUCAGUACAUUGAGUUUUCCAAGCCGUUCAAGUACCAGGGCCUCACCAUCCUGGUCAAGAAGGAAAUCCCUCGCAGCACUCUGGAUUCCUUCAUGCAGCCGUUUCAGAGCACACUGUGGUUGCUGGUGGGUCUGUCGGUCCAUGUGGUGGCGGUGAUGCUCUACCUAUUAGACCGGUUCAGCCCAUUUGGAAGGUUUAAAGUGAACAGUGAAGAAGAAGAAGAAGAUGCCCUCACCCUCUCCUCUGCGAUGUGGUUUUCAUGGGGAGUGCUGCUCAACUCCGGGAUAGGAGAAGGAGCACCCCGGAGUUUCUCAGCAAGAAUCUUAGGUAUGGUGUGGGCUGGGUUUGCCAUGAUCAUAGUGGCAUCCUACACUGCCAACCUGGCAGCCUUCCUGGUGCUGGACCGGCCUGAGGAGCGCAUCACCGGCAUCAACGACCCCAGGCUGCGUAACCCAUCAGACAAGUUCAUCUACGCCACAGUGAAGCAGAGCUCGGUGGACAUCUACUUCCGGCGGCAGGUAGAACUCAGCACCAUGUACCGCCACAUGGAGAAGCACAACUACGAGUCUGCCGCCGAGGCCAUCCAGGCCGUACGAGACAACCUGCUGCAUGCGUUCAUCUGGGACAGUGCCGUGUUGGAGUUUGAGGCGUCCCAGAAGUGUGACCUGGUGACCACAGGAGAGCUGUUCUUCCGUUCUGGCUUUGGCAUCGGUAUGAGGAAGGACAGUCCCUGGAAGCAGAACGUGUCGCUGUCCAUUCUCAGUUUCCAUGAGAAUGGAUUUAUGGAAGACCUAGACAAGACCUGGGUCAGGUACCAGGAGUGUGACUCCAGAAGCAACGCCCCGGCAACACUUACGUUUGAAAACAUGGCUGGUGUGUUCAUGCUGGUUGCCGGGGGCAUCGUGGCAGGGAUCUUCCUGAUCUUCAUUGAGAUUGCCUACAAACGACACAAGGAUGCCCGUCGGAAGCAGAUGCAGCUGGCCUUUGCUGCGGUCAACGUCUGGAGGAAAAACCUGCAGCCCUACCCCACAGACAUAACUGGACAGCUCAACCUAGCAGAUCCCUCCGUCAGCACCGUGGUGUGAGCGGGAGGAACAAGAACGAGAGCGAUCGAGGUAAAGAGAGACUGAAGAGAGAGAGAGAGGAUCCUGGUUUGUUGGGACCAUGCUGCUAUGCUUCCGGGGCCACCGCCCACCUUCUCCAUCCUCUGCUCUGAUUGGUCCUUGCCUGUUCUUAAACUCACAUGGAGCUCAUUAUUGGCCAUCGUCUUGCCACAGCACGCUGGCAGGAAGUGGAGAUGUGACAUCACCCUGACUCACUGUGCCAACAGCCAAUUCACCC